AUGCCCCCCUUGGACAUGUCUGCGUACCAUCCGGAAUCCAUGAAAGCCUGGCUCUACUCCAGCACAGCUCACGGCCUCGAAAAGAACCUGCACCUAGACGUGCGCGCCCGCGCACCCCCGACCCCACAAGGCAACGAGGUCCUGGUGCGAGUGCUCUCCGCAGCCCUGAACCCUGUGGACUACAAGCUGCCCGAAAUAGGCCUGCCGGCACGAAUGGUCAUCGGCAUGCCCGCGACCCCAGGCAUGGACUUUUGUGGCCGCGUCGCGGCGACGGUGGGCCAACUGGUCUUCGGAUGUCCGGCGCGGCCGAUGCAGUUCGGGUCGCUGGCGGAGUAUCUCAGUAUUCCGGCGGACAAGAUUGCGCUGGUGCCGGAUGGUGCAGCGGUGGAUCAUGCGGCUGGUGUUCCGGUUGCGGGUCAGACGGCGUAUCAGAGCCUGAAGGGGCAUGUGAAGGCGGGAGACAAGGUGUUUAUUAAUGGGGGCUCUGGGGGCUGUGGGGUUUUGGCAAUUCAGAUCGCGAAGCAGAUGGGGUGCCAUGUUACGACGACGUGCUCGACGCGGAAUAUGGAGCUGUGUUUCCGUUUGGGUGCGGAUGAGGUGAUUGAUUAUACGGCGGAGACGGAUCUGGUGGCGACGUUGGUGCAGCGGAAGGUGGUUUUCGACUGUAUACUUGAUCAUAUUGGCUUGCCUUUGGCGCUGUACUACCAGUGCCAUCAUUUUCUGAAGGAAGAGGGGGCGUUUGUGCAGGUUGGGGCGUCGGAUGUGAUGACCUUUGUCGGACGUGUCGGGUGGCCUUCUUUUCUUGGUGGUGGGCGGAGGAAAUAUGUGGUUGUGAUGGUGAAGAAUAAUCAGAGGCAGCUUGUGCAGCUUGGGGAGUGGUUGGCGACGGGCGCGAUUCAGAUGCAGCUGGAUAGCGUGUAUGAAUUCCGUGAUGCAGGGAAAGCCUUUGAGAAGCUUCGGUCGGGGCGUGCGAGGGGGAAGAUCGUGGUGCAUGUCAGCGAUCCGAAUGAGCAGAGCAUGGAAUCAUUAGGAAUCGGGCUUUGA
Molecule: messenger RNA, 1044 nt
Organism: Penicillium riverlandense
Lineage: Eukaryota; Fungi; Ascomycota; Eurotiomycetes; Eurotiales; Aspergillaceae
Product: NAD(P)-dependent alcohol dehydrogenase
Exons: 2
Coding region: 1-1044 (347 amino acids)
Cellular component (GO): mitochondrion
Molecular function (GO): oxidoreductase activity
Source: RefSeq, a predicted model, not a curated record